AUGAAUGGAAAAAGUCCACAUUUUCUUGUUAGUCGACUGUUAGAAGAUACUAAAAUAUUUGAUAAUGGAACAUCAUCAUCUAAAAACCAAUUUAAUAAUAGUUUGGAUGAUGUUGACAAUAAUACUGAUGAUGAACGGACAAACAUGGAUGAAUUAGUUCAUCAAAAUACUUAUAAAGUACUAUCCAAAUCUGAUGAUGAUCAAUUCAAUACUUCUGAUCAAUCCAUAAAUCUCUCUAAACAAUUCUUAUAUUCAAAUCAAUAUCAAUCAGAGAACUAUCAUCAUAAACAAACAUUAAUACCUGAAAUACAUAAUUUUCAUGAACAUCAUAAAUCUGAUAUGACUAAUCAAAUCUUAUUAGAUUCAUUACAUAUGCUCUGGUCAAAUCAAUGUUCUGUAUUGAAUUCAUCAGAGUUAAUAAAACUUUUUAAACAAUAUAUAGAAUCAUAUCGUCAUAAUGUAUCAAGUACUAAAUCAUUAUCAAUACCAACAUCCAUAACUACUAACCCUAGUAAUACAUCAACUGUUAACAAUAAUUUCAUUAAAACUAAUGAAGGAUUAAUAAGGAAUCAUAAUUCAACCAAUACUUGUCAUUUAUAUGAACAUAAUCCAUCAUUUCUUCAAACAAUUCCUUCAAAUAUAAUCAAUUCUAAUUCUAACAAAGAAAUAAACGAUUCCUUGGAUACAUUUACUUCAAAUUUAAUAAGUAAUAAUAUGAAUAACAAUAUUAAAUCACAUUCUUACAAUCAACACCAUUUAAUUCAUAAUGGAGUUGAGGAAAAAACAUUAAACAAUAGAAGUGAAACAAUGAAUACGGUUGUUCAACAGUCUAACCGUGAUACUAGUGAUACUACUACUGCUGCUACUAUUAAUACUAAUACUACUACUAAUAAUAAUAAUGAUAACAAUAAUGAUAAUGAUGAUGACAGAAUGUCACCAAACCUUCAUACAGUGACAAGACGUAGAAAACGUCGUAUUUUAUUUAGUAAAUUACAAACUGCUAAACUUGAAGAGUGUUUCAAUGAACAAAGAUAUUUAACAGCUUCUGAAAGAGAGCAUUUAGCUAGAAUAUUGAAUUUAACACCGACACAAGUUAAAAUUUGGUUUCAAAAUCAUCGUUAUAAAAUGAAACGUGCAACGCAAACUGAUGAAAUUUCUCCAAAUACAUUCAUAAAAAGAUCAAAUAAAAUCACUCCUUUAACAGACUUGAAUUCAUCAUCUUCUUGGAAUUCACAAUAUUUAACAAAUCAUACAAAAUGUCAAUCAUUAACACAACAAGAAAGAAACUCUUUAUUGAAUGAAAUAUAUAGUCCAAAUGAAUUGAAUAAAUUAUCAAAUCAUGAUUACAUUCAUCAAUCAAAAAAUAAUCACUAUGAUCACUUUAAAGAAACAAAUGAAAAUGAUAAACAACGGUAUAACUCAGAACAUUUAACUCAAUCAAUGAAUUACAUGGAUACAGUUGAAAAAUCAUGGUUAACAAAUUGGAUUAAAAUGAUUUCUAAUUCAUAUACAAAUGGUACUAUGAGUAUACAAGAUACACAUCAUUAUCAUAAGUCAAAAAAGUUACGAAAUCAUUAUGAUAUUUCUACAAAAAUAAUGAAUCAUUUGAUUGAUCAAUGUAAUGAAGAAGGAAGAGUAAAUCAAUCCACCAAUAUAACAUCCAUAGAUGAACGAUACAAAACAGAACAAUUCAAAUCAUUGAAAAUUUCAAAUGCUACAACAACAUCUCAAAAAUUAUUCCAAAUAUGUCAACCGGUUUUAGAAAUAGAUCAGUAG
This is a messenger RNA of Schistosoma guineensis, 1776 nucleotides long. The record is from the annotation of a GenBank genome assembly. Lineage: Eukaryota; Metazoa; Platyhelminthes; Trematoda; Strigeidida; Schistosomatidae.